GUGAUUGUUUGCUAGGCAAGUACACUAAAUUCAGCAGGCAUUUUAAAUUUUUAUUUCGAUUGAAAAAAGUGCAGCAUAUCUUUGAAAAUUUCACCUGUCAAUAUAUCAUCUGUAAAACUCAAGAAAUCUUACUUAGUUUCAUCAACCAGUGGGCCGCCUGUCGUCCAAACGCACGAACAACACGAAUGAAAUCGCUAUUUAAACAGUCGCAACCACCAGGCUAGAAAAUGAGUGGAUUUCCCAGUCCGAAUUUUGGCAGAUUGACCUCGAACCGACAGGGCAGCCCUGCCAAUUCAGGCCUGAAAUUCAACACCAGCUUUGCAAAAUAUUCGCCGAUCAUGAGCGCCCAGUCCAACAGUGAGUCAGGUCCGUGGAGCAGCACGGAAAAUUCGCACUGCGGCGACGCGUCUCAACCUGGUAGCCCGAUGUCGCCUUUGUUUAAAAGUUCGCCUCGCAGCAACGUUGACUUCAUCCCCUUAAGCUCUAGCAGUCCCAGCGCUGGAAACAAUCCAUCCUCAGCUCCAAGCGCUCGCUUCCGGGGCAGAGGUCGCGGAAAAUGGACAGUGCAGCAACGGUUUUAUCAGCAGUCCAACAUGAGUUUCAACAACAACAGUGGUGGUGCCAACAACUUUGGUGAAUACAGUGGCUUUGGUUCUGGACUGUCCCCUUAUGGCAACAGCCGAAAUUCGUUUUCCCCUAGACGAAGGUUUCAGAGAAGAGGUGGUCCUAGUAACGUUGGCCACAAUUCGCCAAUGGCAGAUGUUUCACUGUUUUAUAAACAUUCAAUGGUUGAAGACCCUUGGGCUCCAUUGGAGCACCGUUUGGCUAUUACUGCGAGCAGAGCUGCGGCCAAUCCAACUCGUACAGCUCUGCAGUUGAGUGACUCUGACGAUCUCGAAAAGGGACGAGGUGCCUCUGCAAGUGACGAGUCUGAAGCAGAGCCUGCUUCCUCAGACACUGCUUAAGUUGGUGCCAUUUUGUGUGAACGUUUUUCCGACUGCUUACGAUCUUAAAUUUUAUGCCAGGUCUUAGGUUUUGUACGGCCUACCAAAAAUUAUAAAUUGUGAGGACAAGGGUACAAUGUUCAAAUUCAAAUAAAUUUUACUGCUAAGCAAAA
Cloeon dipterum is the source of this 1117-nucleotide messenger RNA. RefSeq lists its product as uncharacterized. The record is from RefSeq and is a predicted model, not a curated record. Bases 228 to 965 code for a protein of 245 amino acids. NCBI's taxonomy places the organism in Eukaryota, Metazoa, Arthropoda, Insecta, Ephemeroptera, Baetidae. The transcript is spliced from 2 exons.